AUUUUUUUAAAUGAUAUCUAAAUCAGCUUUUAGAAUUACUGCUAGGAUUUCUCAGGCUAAGACUCUGAGUUCUUCUUGGACGAUCCUCAGAAGGAUGGGAUUCAUGAACCAGUCAAGGAUGGCUGUAUAUCCAAGAAUCUUUUCAAUCAAUGCUACCUUGCAAAGAAAUUUUGCUAAGAAGACUAAGCAAGCUAUGAAGGAAGAAGAUGAAGCAAAGAAAGAGAGAAUCAGACAAAGAUUUCAAGAUAUGGACUUCCAAAGUCUUCAUCAAGAAUGGGAUGAUGAAUUCGACCUCUGAAUUGAAGAUUUUGAAGAUUGCCUCAAGACUCUCAAGAGUUACAGAGCAAGUCCGAAUAUGUUUGAUGAUGUUUCUGUGCCAGCAUAUGGAGAUGCAUACAAUCUCUCUGAAUUAGCCCAGACCAUUGUGAGAGGAGAGAACAAUCUCCUUAUCUCUGUUUAUGAUGAAUCUCUCAAAGAAUCAGUAAUGAAGGCGAUUAUAAUGUCUGAUAGCGAACUAGAAUGCACAAUUGAAGGAAAAUACGUCUCCGUCAAAAUGGGAAUGACAAGGUCUGAAAACAGAGACAAGAUCGCAGAGCAUGCUAGGAAAAUGCAUCUUCAUUUCAAAUCAGAGUUAUCCAAGGAAAGAUCUAACUUCCUUGGUACCCUCAAAGAGCUGGAAGCUGUUCUCCCAAUGGAUGAGAUUGACAUCCAAAGGAAAGAGCUUGAUGAGCUAUUUCAUAAGAAGGAAAAUGUAGGAAAGGACAUUUAUGACCGUAAAAUCGUAGAUAUUAUGAGGAAAUAAGGAUUCUGAAUUAAAAAAUUCAUCAAUA
Molecule: messenger RNA, 830 nt
Organism: Moneuplotes crassus
Lineage: Eukaryota; Ciliophora; Spirotrichea; Euplotida; Euplotidae
Source: the annotation of a GenBank genome assembly